AGUAUGACUGUACAGCCUUUUACGAACGAGCAGCUGAAUUAUUUUAAAUUCGCCUCCAUUGUACUCAAUGAGUUCGUCAUUGCUUUGCGUCAGACGUUCAAAUACAUGUGGGACAACAUAUUUGGACAUCGUCACGGGUAUCAACCGUGGGAUAACUCCACGGUAGUAAGAAAUUUGUUUCUCGCAGAAGAAGGUGGAAAAAGCAAAGUUCCUAUACACACCUCCUAUGAAGAAUGGGAUUGCACAGCCCUAUUCCAGGCCACCAUCUAUGCGAAGUCCUUCGCUACGCCAGAUAGCAAAGGUGAUAAAAGGAAACUUUAUGAACUGUACGUAAAGCACCAUAAAGUACCUCUUGGAAAGUUCCAUUCAUCUGUUGUGAGUCCAAGUGGAAAUAUAGCCGAAACCUUCGCUCUCGCGAUUGAUCAGCUUCGACUUUUACGAAACUCGCUUUGUCACUCAGACAAGUCAGAGAUUGAUAAACCAACCUUUGACCAAUACGUGCAGCUCGCUAAAGAAGCAUUCAAAGCUCUUGGUAUCAAGGAAGAUCCCAUUGAUGCCAUCGGUGGAUUGACAGAGUCUGACUUUCCCACGAAAGAAGUUCGCAGAUUGGAGGAGAGUCUUAGACAGGAGACCAGAUCAUAUAUCGAGUGUCUCGAAGAAGUAAGAUCAAGAGUCGAGUGUCUCGAAGAAGUGAGAUCAGGUGUCGACAAAUUAAUAGCUCAGGGGAAUGCUAUGGUAAAAGUUGAAGACCUCGCUUUGUUGGAGAGAAAAAUUGAUGAUUUGAAACUUAAGAUAGAUCAUGAUCAAACAGAUUCAAAGCCCUUCCUUCCACCAUCAAAUCUUCCUUCAAAGGUUCCACAUUUCACUGGCCGUCAGAGAGAGUGUGAAGGCAUCAGCAGUCACUUAACUUACAAAAGUUCUCGGAUCGUAUCGAUAUGGGGCUCGCCUGGUUUUGGUAAAACUUCUGUAGCAACUGAAGUCGGACAUCAACUCCAAACUGAAGGACUUCCCGUAUACUUCUUCUCCAUGCGAGGGCUUCUUUCAAAAGCCGAUCUGACUUCGCAGCUUCUAAGCUUCUUUAGAAGACACUACACAAAAGAUCAAAUUCCUCAGCAGAUGUCCAUGGAAGACGAACUUUCUCUCUUUCUAAGCGAAAUUUCAGGUGAAUUUGUGAUGAUUCUUGACAAUGCCGAUGAAUUACUCGAAAGUGGAACACCAAAUGUGAAGGAGGAUUUCAUAAAGCUUCUGGAAGUUAUUCUUAGUCAAUUCAAAAAUUUAACAUUUCUUCUUACCACAAGGGAAUCUCUUGAAUUUAUGAAUGUGCAUUUUGAAGGCCAUCAAGCAGUAAGAAUAGGGCCAUUAUACGAGUCCUUCUCUCAAACGUUAGUCGGCGGACUACUUCCAAAAGCGACUGCGUCUGACUGCUCGAAUAUAGCAACAAUCUGUGGGUUCGUACCUUUGGCCAUGAAACUGUUGUGUUCCUCUAUUGCUGAAGAUAAUGCUCAGCCGAGUCAAUUUUUAGAUAGCUUCAAGGAAUCUAUAGAAAGUAACCUUUUAGAGCUGUUGGACAAUCCAGAUUAUCCAAGCAAUCUGCGAUUGAAGCUCCUAUUUGAAUCCUCUUUUCAGAGACUCUCUUUAUCAGAGAAAGAAGCGCUGGUAUCACUUAGUGUUCUUUCUGGAGAUUUUAACCACUCGGUUGCUGCAGCUGUCAUGGGUGUAAAAACAACUUUGGAGGCCAAGAAAAUCUUGCAUACGCUUCGGAGAAAGUCUUUCCUCGACUCGGCUAGCUCCAAACCCGAGUCAUUUUCAAUGCAUAAAUUGAUCCUGUCAUUUACAAGAGAAACAGGUGAAAAUGACAUGAAAGAAACCAUGCUGAACUCCAAAGCUCGUUUGUCUGCAUUUUACGUCUCUCUUUUCGAGAAGCUAAAUCAACAGUUUUGGACAGGACAAUCCAUGCAAGCGUUUAUUGAUUUCUAUGAAGAGAAGCAGAAUAUUAUUCAGAGUCUUAUGGAGAGCUGUUCCGAUCCUAAGACAUGUGACGUUGCAUUUGGUGUCCUAACAAAGGCAGAAAUCUUUCUAGAUUCCCUUUUCUGGUGUGAGGGAAAAGUCUUUAAAAACAUUUACGAGCACGCAGCUGAAGUAGCCCAGAGGUUUGGAAAGAGCGUGUUUUACAGUCAGUUACUUGUGUCCUUGGCAUUCGGUGAAGUGACUUGGGGGAUACAUGGAAGAUCGAUGACGCUGCUCUCUAAAGCCGACAGCCUUUCUUUGUCGGUAGACGAUAAAAGAAGACUCCUGUGUUAUAGAGGCUUCUGUCAACUGGUUUCAGGGAAAAUAGACGAAGGAGCUGAGAAUUUACAAGAAGCUCUUUACCUGAUGAGUGACAGCCCCGAACAGCGAAUUCUCAGAGUGAUUACGUUGCAAAUUCUUGUUACUUACUUUCUUUUCAAGAAAAAGAAAGCAACUUCUCUGGAGCUUUACACCACAGCCUUACAUGAAUGCAGAGCAUUAGGAGACACAAGUCUCCUUGUUAUUCCUCCAGUGAAUAACAAAGAAUCGAGAAUGAUUGAGGCAGAUAUGUCGGAGACAGAUGUUACAACCACUCAACCACUUAGAUUACAAAUGAUAUGCGUUGUUAGCACAGCAACAGAAAUGUUCUCUGAUUAUGAAACAAAGCAAGCAAUGAGCAAAUCUGUGCUAAGGAUGUCAAAUCAAUCAGAAAAAUGGAUCCUUCCACAUUCCAUUGGUUCAUGGACCUUCCAGUGCAACAUCAAUUCGACACUUUGCAGUGUGUUGAAUAAUCCCAAGGAAGCAUCCGAGUUGUGCGACACAUGGAUCAAUUAUCAUAAAAUGACCUUAAAACAAAGUGGAAAAGUUGUCACAGGAGAUGAAGCUAAACCCAACGAAGAUCUUGAUUUAAAUUUGUAUCAAGAAAGACUAUUUAGAAACUAUAUGGACAAAGGCCACGCAAUUCAUAAGAUGCAAAACUAUUGUGGAGCCAUUCAGUCCUUUCAAAGUGCCCUUGAAAUCGCUAGAGGACUAUUCGGGGAAGAACACCCAGACACCGCUGAGUGUUACUUUUAUCUCGGACAAGCACAAGAUGCCUUAGACGACAUCUCGUCAGCACUUCAGUCCUUUCAGCGUGCUCUCGACAUAAGAGUUAAACUCUUUGGAGAAAAACACCCAGACACAGCUCAGAGCUACUUUUCUCUUGGAAAAACCCAAUAUGCCUUAGGCGACCUCUCGUCCGCAGUUCAUUCCUUUCAGUGUGCUCUUGAAAUUAGGAUUAAACUCUUCGGGGAAGAACACCCAAACACGACUGAGUGUUACUUUUUUCUCAAAGAAACACAACGUCUCGUCAGCAGUUCAGUUUCAUCAACGUGUUUUGACUAAAGGGUUAAACUCUUCGGAAAAGAACACCCAGACACGGCUCAGGGCUAAUAUACUCUUGUGGUAACACAAUUUUUCUAAGUUUCUUUGGAAACUUACUCCCUUUAAUGAUAAAAACCCAGCUGAAGGACUCCUUCCCUUUUAACCUAUGUACGAGAGUAAACCCCGGUUCCUCUAGGAAGAAACGUGACUUGGUUUCCCCGUUUCUUUAGAAACUUACUCCCUUUAAAGCUAAAAACCCAGCUGAAGGACUCCUUCCCUUUUAAGCUAUGUAUGAGAGUAAACCUCGGUCCCUCUGGGAAGAAAAAUGACUUGGAUUUGCAGAUAAUUGAAAGAUUUUGUGAAAACUUGAAGGAACCAUUUA
Pocillopora verrucosa is the source of this 3751-nucleotide messenger RNA. The record is from RefSeq and is a predicted model, not a curated record. Lineage: Eukaryota; Metazoa; Cnidaria; Anthozoa; Scleractinia; Pocilloporidae.